CUCUGAAACGCCUCCGCCGCUUUCCCCACCCCACCCAUCAUGCACCGCGGCAUGACUGAGGAAAGAUGGCGGAAGGAGGAGCGGCCGAUCUGGAAACCCAGAGAGGAGAGGUCGCGGCACUGAUGAAAACGCCACUAAAAAAGGGCGACACUUGGUACCUGAUAGACAGUCACUGGUUCAAACAGUGGAAGAAAUAUGUGGGAUUUGACAGUUGGGACAAAUAUCAAAUGGGAGACCAGAAUGUCUACCCUGGACCGGUUGAUAACGCCGGUCUUCUCCGAGAUAGGGAUGUUCUGGCUAUCAAGGAGCACCUCAUCGAUGAGCUUCACUACAUCUUGGUUCCCACGGAGGGCUGGAAUAAGCUGGUCAGCUGGUACGGGCUGACGGAGAGUCAAGAGCCAAUUGCGCGCAAGGUGGUGGAGCAAGGUAUGUUUGUGAAGUACUACAAGGUGGAGGUGUACCUGACGGAGCUGAAUCUCUGCGAUGACAGCAACAUGGAUAACGUGAUCACCAGGCGCUUUAGCAAGGCCGACACCAUCGACCUAAUAGAGAAAGAAAUGCGAAAGGUCUUCAGCAUCCCCGAAGAGAAGGAAACCAGACUUUGGAACCGCUACUUGAGCAACACCUUUGAGCCUCUCAACAAGCCCGACAGCACCAUCCAAGAUGCUGGCCUCUACCAAGGACAGGUUCUCGUCAUCGAGCAGAAGAACGAAGACGGCUCGUGGCCCCGAGGCUCGGACGCAUCCAAGUCAUCCGGCGCUUCCAAUCUCUCUGCUUUGCCAAAGAUCUCGCCUUCAUCUCUUGCGAACAAUCAUAAUGGCAGCUUCAUCGGCAGGAACGCCAAGAAUUCAACCUUUAGCCUGCCGUCCUACCACAGCUACAGCAACAGUUACGACUACUCGGAGCAAAGUCGCCCGAGCGAGCACGCGGGCCUGUGCGGACUGUCGAACCUCGGCAACACUUGCUUCAUGAACUCCGCCGUGCAGUGUUUGAGCAAUAUCCCCCCCCUGACGGACUACUUCGUCAAAGACAAGUACACGAGUGAGCUGAACGAGGACAACCCGCUGGGCAUGAAGGGGGAGAUUGCCAGAGCCUACGCCGAGCUUAUAAAGCAACUGUGGUCCUGCAAAUACCGCUACGUUACGCCAAGGCCUUUCAAGGUUGAACCACACACACACACACACACACACACAUGCGCAAUAAAAAAAGAAAAAGAGCAUUGCUGUUUUUUUUUUUUUUUUUUUUUUUGGGGUGUGUACUACUUGACAUUGGUUUCCCGAACCUCGCGACAGACCGAAGUGGGCCGCUUUGCCCCUCAAUUCUCAGGCUACCAGCAGCAGGAUUCUCACGAGCUGCUGGCCUUUCUCCUGGACGGCCUUCACGAGGACUUGAACCGCAUCAGGAAGAAGCCGUACAUCCAGCUCAAGGAUGCCAACGGCCGGCCCGAUAAGGUGGUGGCCGAGGAGGCUUGGGAGAACCACAUCAAGAGGAACGACUCCAUAAUCGUGGACAUCUUUCAUGGGCUUUUUAAGUCCACCUUGGUUUGUCCUGUGUGCUCCAAGGUUUCCGUGACCUUUGACCCUUUCUGUUACUUGACGCUGCCUCUCCCCAUGAAGAAAGAGCGCACACUGGAGGUUUAUCUAGUCAGACUGGAUCCUCUGGCCAAACCCACACAGUACAAACUGACCGUGCCAAAGGUGGGCUACAUCUCUGACCUGUGUACCUCCCUCUCCACUUUGUCCGGGGUGCCCGCUGAGAAGAUGAUCGUAACGGACAUCUACAGACACCGUUUCCACCGGAUCUUUGCCACCAACGACAACCUGACCAGCAUCAUGGAGAGCGACGAUAUCUACGCGUUUGAAGUGGCCGUCAACAGAGCGGAGGACACGGAGCACGUCGUGAUUCCCGUGCACCUGAAGGAAAAACAGUCGGGAUACAACCAGAGCAACUCGCCACUGUUCGGGCAGCCUUUCCUCAUCGCCGUGCCCAGGACGCUCAACGAGGACAAACUCUACAACAUGCUGCUCCUGCGCCUUUGCCGCUUUGUGAGAUCCACUCUGGCGGAGGAUGACCGCGACUGCGGAGACGCCCGGUCAAGCAAACCACACGCGGUCAACGGCAACGCUAGCAACGGCGUAUUGGAGGAGGGGUCGCCGAGCGCGAUGGAAACCGACGAGCAGGACGACGAGUCCAGUCAGGAUCAAGAGCUGCCCUCCGAGAACGAGCACAGCCAAUCCGAGGACUCGGUGGGCGGGGACAACGAGCUGGAGAACGGCACGGCGGCCCCGCGGAACUCCGCCGAAGGCCAGCGGAGCGCCGGGCGCGGCAAAAAGAGACUCUUCACCUUCCAGCUCAACAACGCGGAAAAGACGGCGGACUUGUCGCUCGCCAAGGAGGACGGCGGGCAGAUCCGCUUCGAUGACGGACACUUGCGGCUCAAUGAACGGUCUUAUCUCUCUUUGGAUUGGGAACCCGAGAUGAAGAAAAAGUACUUUGACAGCAUGGCUGUUGAGGACUUUGACAGGCACGAGAGCAUGGAGUCCAAACCCCAGAAGAAGGCCUACUUCAAGCUCAAGGACUGCAUCGAACUGUUCACCACCAAGGAGAAGCUGGGAGCCGAGGACCCUUGGUACUGCCCCAACUGUAAGCGGCACCAGCAGGCCACCAAGAAGCUGGACUUGUGGUCUCUGCCUCCAGUGCUUGUGGUCCAUCUGAAAAGGUUCUCCUACAGUCGCUACAUGAGGGAUAAGCUGGACUCCCUCGUCGACUUCCCGCUCAGCGAUCUGGACAUGUCGGAGUUCCUGAUUAACCCCAACAGCGGACCGUGUCGCUACGACCUCAUCGCCGUGUCCAACCACUACGGCGGCAUGGGCGGGGGCCACUAUACGGCUUACGCCAAGAACGCGGAUGAUGGAAAGUGGUACAACUUUGACGACAGCAGCGUGUCGCCCACCGGCGAGAAUCAAAUCGUGUCCAAAGCGGGCUACGUGCUCUUCUACCAGCGCCAGGAUACCGUCAAAGGCACCGGCUACUUUGCUCUUGACCGGGAGGAGGAAGAAGAAGAAGAGGAGGAGGAGGAGGAUGAUGAUGAAGAAGAGGAGGAAGAAGUGGAGGCCGAUGAGGAGAAUGAAGCGAGACGCAGCACUUCCUCAGUUCGGGGCGCAGCCUCUCCCGCCGCCACCGUAGCGAGCGACGACCCCAACGAAAACCGGUGCGGUAAGAGCGACGACGAGUCGGAAAACGAGGAGGGAGAGGAAGCGGCCGGUCGGGACGUUACCAUGAGCACCAACUGACGAGCGAUGUCGCAAACGAUCGCAGCGAGCGAGCGAGAAGAGCCGAGAGAGAUGGGAAUCUGUCCCAUCCAAAGCCAUAUGGACGCGCGGCGUGGCAAGCCGGCGCCAUCGGGGGGGGGGCCCACCCAGGUGGGGGCCAAAGUCGGCGCGGCGUUGGCGGUACGCUGAGAAUUCGGAGCCCUGGUUUGUGGCCGAAUCACUGUUUGUGUGUGUGCGCGUGAGUGCGUGUCACCUGUUGCUUUUUGUGUGUAUCACGAGGAGUUUGCGGCCGUUUGGAUUCGGAUUCCCACGGCGAGCGUUUUAUAUCUCGGAGAGACUUCGAGUUACGAUUUUAGUAUGUUUAGUUUGUACAUAUUUUUAAAAACACUCGGCGCUCUGUUGUCAUUCUGCGCUGAGGCAUCUUGUACUUGCACAGUCACCAACGAUACGCUUUUUUUUUUUUUAAUUUAAUAUUGCCAAACACUGCAGUUGUUCAGAGAUGAAUGUGAAGUGACUUUUCUCUGAUGAACCCCAACAUGUCUGCCUUGGUCACACAUCUCAAGUCUGGACGCUUCUUGGAUUUUUUUUAUUUAGUAAAAAAAAAAAAAAUUAAUCAUAAAAUGCCAAACUUGUGAAGAGCUUUGGUCUGCUGCUCUUUUGCUGUGACCUUGGUUUCAUGUCCAGCUUUCUUUGGCGCCCCCUGUUGGCCGAUUAUCACCUCCUCCCAUCUUUUGUGCUCAAUUAAGACCUUCCAAAAUGAGGUGCCACAAUACCUCCAAAUCAUCAAGAAGCGGUGUCUUUAAUAGCCCGCUCUGCAUUUUAGCGUGAGCUCCAUCUUCUUCGAUCAUGACAAAAGUGUGUACUCAGCCUUAAAUCUUAAAUCUCACACACUUCCCCGCCCGCCUGCCCCGUUUUUUAUUUUUAUUUUUUGCAUGGGCCCUUUAAACACACUUGAAUGUCAACAUAGUUUAAGGUCUGUUUGUCAUGUCCCGGCCAUAUUUUCUCCUUUGUUAUUUAACUUUAUUUUUUUUAAUGUAAUCCACAGGAGGGCCAGAAUGUAUGCACAGUGAGCACUGACCACACGUACAGUAUGUGAUUGCCUUUUUUUUUUUUUUAAACCUCUCUAGAUUUUCAAAAGGGCCACCUUUUUGGUUUUUUUUUUCUUUUCUGGUUUGAUUCGAUGUGAGGGUGACGGCUUCUCCCGCCUUAGUUGAGCUUUGAGGGUGAGUUUGGGGUUAAAAAGACCCUUUCAGCAUUCGGAAUCAUGAUCAAGUUGAGUUCUUUUGUGGGAGAUUGUUGCAGGAUAUUCCUCCACCGGCGAUGGAUUUAUUCUCCAUGGUGGAGUGUGGCUAUUUUUUUUUUUUUCUCAGCUGACGACCCUUUACUUUUUUUUUUUUAAAGCAUCUCCGUGCUUCGAACCUUGCUUUUCAAAAGAGACCCCUGCAAUGGACUUGUACUGUACAUAAGAGUUCACUCUAUGAGUGCAGAUUUGAUAAAGUUUAUUUAUAUGUAAGGAUUUAAGAAGGAAGCAUAUUUAAAAUCCUGGCAAGAUUGGGAACGGACACGGUGAGCUGGUGGUGCCUGUGCUCUUGUCAGGGAGGGAUUUCUUUUUCUUUUUUAAAUAAAAGGAUAGCUUUGUUGUUUUGGGGGACUUUGUUUUGUACAAAAGAAAUAAUCCAGUCAUCCGUUGCAUGAUAAGGGGUUUCCAGGUUUGGCUGCACUUGAGUUCACUUGGGUUUACAUUUUUUGAAAUGUGCACGUGUAUUUAUACACAAUCUUCAAUAAAGUUGUGCAAAGUUUUCCAGGGCCUUUUCUUCACCUGUCCGCGGGACGUGUCUGGCGUGUGUGCAAGUGGCAAAAAAAGAAUCGCAGACGGACCGUCGUUUACUGCUGGUUUAAAAGUAAGGCAAGGAAACCUUUUUUUGUUUUUUUAAAUUCAUACCACCCCUCGCAAAACAAUAGCAUUGCACAAUUAAAAUGUAUUAUUUUGGGGUUACUUAUGGAGGAACCUUAUACAAAAGGUACAGUCGACAUUCACAAAGCAGGAAAAUCACGACGCCACUUCAAUCCCCACUUGUGGCCUUUUUUUUUUUUUUGUUGCUAGAAGUAGAAUCCCUGCCCAAAAAAAAAAGCAUUUA
Messenger RNA from Hippocampus zosterae (dwarf seahorse), 5410 nucleotides. Its product is annotated as ubiquitin carboxyl-terminal hydrolase 15-like. Gene Ontology annotation, biological process: protein deubiquitination. The record is from RefSeq and is a predicted model, not a curated record. Lineage: Eukaryota; Metazoa; Chordata; Actinopteri; Syngnathiformes; Syngnathidae. The transcript is spliced from 21 exons. Bases 66 to 3293 code for a protein of 1075 amino acids. Gene Ontology annotation, molecular function: cysteine-type deubiquitinase activity.